Molecule: messenger RNA, 1863 nt
Organism: Colletotrichum orchidophilum
Lineage: Eukaryota; Fungi; Ascomycota; Sordariomycetes; Glomerellales; Glomerellaceae
Exons: 2
Coding region: 1-1863 (620 amino acids)
Source: RefSeq, a predicted model, not a curated record
AUGGGACAGGCCCUGUCUGACGAGAACUCGCGGCAGGCGACGCACGAGGAGCUCACCCGUGAACUCACCUGGACUGUGCUUCAUGCUUACCAUCAAGACCACCAGGCCAGUCGCUUCGCAGACAAGUGCUUCACCUCGCUCGAGCUGUACUCGUUUAAAGACGUCUUCAAAAGCCUGGCCGACAACCAAGAUGACAUCCGUUACCUGAAGGAAGACACUCUUGCCCGGUUCCUCGAGAUCCCCGAUAUCCUCCACGUCUCGCCCGUCAUAUUCCAGAUGGUUUCCUACAUCGGCGCCUUCCCCUUUCUUCAAGAUGCUCCAGUUGUCCUCGGUAUCGAUCAGAUGAUCAUGGUGGUUGUCAUCAUGACGCAGAGACAUAAGCGGGUUUUGGCCAAGGGAGCUACGGAUAGAGCCAAGCUCAUCUUCAAGAGCCUGGCAGUCCACGACCGCAUGGCGUCUGAGGCGGCAGCCGCUGCCGAAGACUCGAAAGCGAAAGAAGCGCCAGCAAGCCAACCGCAGCCCGCAAGCCACGUCGCUGGCUUCGCAGUUGAUGAGCCUGUGGACGACCCCGAGGAAGAUGACGACGAUCUCGAGAUCGCCGCCUUUGAACUCCUCGAUAUUCACGAUGCUGUCUGGCAGGGCGACGCGCCAAAGAUGCACGGCGCCAUGAUACCCGCCGACAACUUCCGCAAGCUGCUGAUGCUGCUGAUCCUGACCGCACCGCUUAGCCCGCAGGAUAGUCUGUCCAUGUACUCCACUCGGGUCACGGGCGACGAACUAGAUAGCCUGCGUGCUACCGCCGAGAACAUCCUAGCUGCGUUCUUGAACGUUGAAAAAGCUCCCGGUAUCAAGUUCGGCCACUUCAACCGUGUGCUCCCCGUGUGCUUCCCGAACCUCUUCACUGGGUUCAGCCCUCUGUUUGAGCACUUUCUCUUCUCCAAAAACUUGGAUUUCACAAAACAUAAAGGUGAAGACCCUGUGGCUGCCGAAAAGCAGCCAGAGGAGGUUGUGCAACCUUUGCUGCAAGACACUGCGGAUAUCCUCAACCUCAACGUCCUCUCACAACUAUCCUUCUUCCUCCCAGGAUCAGACUUGUUUAGGCGAUUGAGACUUCUCUAUUCCGGCAACGAAGACGGCUUUUCUAUCGGAAGCUUUGAGAGCAAAGUUUUUAAUUGGAGAGCACCCACCAUUCUUCUAGUACGCGGCACUCGCCUAAAUGACGAGCCACAUGGCAGCCAGGAGUCGACUUUUGCCGCCUCGAUCCCCCCGCGCCGCUUCCCGAACAGCGGCAAGGGAGACCGCCUGACGUUUGGUGUGUACGUCAGUCAACCAUGGAAACACACUGCCAAGGAAUGCUUUGGCGAGCAGGAUACCGUGCUUUUCCAGCUGGAGCCCGUCCACGACGUAUUCCCCGCUUCCAAGUACAACUCAGACUACGUCGCCUUCACCAAGCCGCCUACGAAUCGGCCUAUGCUCGGCGUCGGAUGUCCUCAUCCCCGACAGACGCAAGCUCACCGGAGGCAGACCAUGUUAUCUCUCGGAGCUGUCUCCUUGCUCCUCGACGACUCCUUUGAGUACGGUGUCUUCACCCAUGACUGGACCACUGGUGGCGGAGCAUUCCAAACGAGCACGACGCGCAAAUUCAACUUUCAAGACCGAUUCGAGAUUGAGAGCCUGGAAGUCUGGGGUUGCGGUGGAGACGAAGAAGCCAAGGUGCAGGCGGAGCACUGGGCCUGGGAGCACCGUGAGGCGGAGGCCCGGCGGAAGAUUAACCUGGGUAGCGGCGACAUUGAGGCUGAUCGUGCGCUACUUGAAAUGGCCGGACUUGUGGGCAACAACCAGAGUGGUGGCUCAAUGGCUUAA